UAUAUUUCCCUUGACCCAAAAACAUUGGCUAGCGUGCAUACCGCGUGUCUGCCCGCCGUUAUCAGCUCCGCCCCGUAUCAGGUAUCAAUGACUCCACUGAUAAGAGAUAGUGCUCUAAUUCACUUCACAAAAGGCGCUGCUGACACUAGUGCCAUUGUUUUGGUGAAAUUUGUUUUUAUUGCUGUUAAAUUAAUAAAAUAAAAAUUCGGAUUCAUAAUAGUGUUGUGUAAAAGUGACAAUACAAAUACCCAAAGUGAUGUGAAAGAAAAGUUCUUUAGAAUUCAGCCAUGAAUAGAAAUUGUUACAUUCUACUAAAUGUAUAAGUUCCUGGAAUUACCUACUGUUCAAUCAAAUGCUUUAGAUAAGAACAAGAUUAAUUGAAGUGAAGUAUAGAUUUUUUUUAGAAUUAAAUAACACUAAUUUGGAUUGAUUAAACAAAGUUGAAAUUAAAUGACUGACUGUUUACAUUUAAAAAUGUAACAUCAAAUGAAAAUGCGAUUUAAAAGUUUCAUAAAGACGUAAAAGUGGAAAAAUUAAAACGUGUGCUGAAGAAAGUGUCAGUGGCAAUGAGUUUGAACAAGAGGGCCUCAGGGGAGGGAGAUGGCACGAUGGGGCGGAGGAACGCGAGGGAGAGUGCGUGCUACUUCUGCAAUGAGAUGUUCGAGUUGGGACAGCUGCAGAGCCACUUGAAGCUAUGCGGUAGUAUCCUGGAGCAGUGCCCGCUGCGCUGCGGCGCGUGGAUACAGCGCAAGCACAAGGAGACACACGCCAAAGACUGCCCGCAGUACAGCAAGUCUCGAUCAUCCACCUCCCCUACACACGCGCGACAGACUGACCCUGUACCGCCGCCCCCAGUAUCGAACCACACCUGGUCUCCGAGGCAGUCGCCUCUCGACGACUGUGUCACUUAUUUGGAGAAGGAAGUCAGCAACAUUAAAAUGGUCCUCACAGAAGAAUCAUCCAGACGAGACGUGCAGUCCACUGAAAUCGACAACCUGCGCUCGAAGCUGAUCCUGGUGGAGGAGAAGAGCCAGCAUUUCCUGUCGACACUGGUUUCGCUGCGCGCCGCGGUCGACGACGAGGCAGAGCGCGCGGCCAACUGGGCGGCGCAGUUCAAGCACGACCUGGCCAACGUGCAGCUUGCUCUGCAGGAGCUGCAAAGCCAACAGCUGUCCACAGUGAUGCGGCUGGAGAGUGCGGUCAGCAGCCUGGUGCACGAGCAGCACGAGCGCGAGCUGCUGGAGCAGGCGCUGACGCAGCACGACAACAAGAUCCGCGCCGUCAACAACCUCGAGGAAGUAAUCGAGUACAUAAAGAGGACUGUGGAGGAGGAGCGCGAGCGGAACGCCGAGAACAGGGCCGCACUGGAGGCCGAGCUCAUGGAGGCAAGACGGUCUUCGCAGCAGCUCGCGCAGCUGUCCGCUGUCAGGAUGCAGCUGCAGAACGCAGCGAAUGAACCGGCUAUCGACCGGCUGUCCAUCUUGGAAGUGUCGACCGCGGACGCGCGUGCGCAAGCCGCCGAGCACGCCAGCCGGAUGGACGUCAUCUCGCGGGACCUGCGCGCGCUCACCAAGUCCUACCACAAGGUCCGGACCGAGUUGGCCGACUUUCAGGCCAGGGUCAACUUUGAGAACAGUGAGACUGGCAGCGAGAAUGGUCACCUCAUUUGGAGAAUAGACAACUUCUCAGCUCGGAUGAAAGAAGCAAAAGACAACGACACGGUCCUCAGCAGCCCUCUAUUCCGCACCAGCAAAUACGGAUACACUUUGAAGGCCGAGGUGAACCUGAACGGCAUCGGCAAGUGGAAGGGGCGGCACAUCACGUGCACGGUGCGGCUGGUGGGCGGGCCCUACGACGCGCUGCUGGAGUGGCCCUGCGACUUCGGCGUCAACAUCGUGCUCAAGGACCAGCCCGCUAACAGGAGCCAGGCAAUGGACAUCGUAAAAUCCCUGCAGCUACGGCGCAAGUCGUCCUCCAAGAGGCACGACUACGACUCAACUGAAGACCAGAACCAAACCCGGGCGGGUUCCACGGAGGCCCUGGACAAGUCCGUGCUUCAGCUCAAAAGGCAGUUCAUCUUUAUCCCGCACACCAGCCUCGACAAGUUUGACUACGUCAAGAAUGACGUCAUGUUCAUGGAGUUUAUUGUCAAUAUGUAGGCAGAUGAAUUCUGCGCCAUCUUGUGGUGGAUUUUAGGAACUAUCUUCGGAAAGCACUCGUGGAAGAAAUUAACACCAAAAUUACAGUUAUUUGCGCACGCAAGCGCAUGUCUAUUUUUAAGCGAUGUUGUUAGAUAACUAAAAAGUAUUUUUGCCAUAACAGAUUUCGAAUUUAUUAAUAUUGUAUGUCUCGAUAAUGAAUAUUGUUUUAUUGUUCUUGUUUUUUUAUUUUACCAAUAUUUUCUUUUGUAAUCGAACAGAAUUUAUCUAAUAAAUAUCUCCGAAAAUUAUUGUUUAUAGAUAUAAUUUAAUGAAAACAAUAUCAUUUUAAUCGUGUAUAGUACUAUGUGGAAUUUAGAUAAUGACAUUAAUGAGUUAAUAAUGUUUAAUUAUGUGAUGAAGUUAUAUGUGAAUAUGAUGGUAUUCUUAUUUUUACAACUACCAUGCACUUAAAAUUAUAAAUUAAUAAAUAAAACACUAAUUACAUAUCGUAUACAUAAUUUUAUUGUUUUAAACAUUCAUACAAUCGGAAGGACCCAUCGGAUGAGCUUUUUUAUACUUACUAGUACAAUUAUUAUUAUUAUAUACGUGAAUAUUCUACUUUAUGAUAUAUACGUAGUAUAUAAAUAAUACGAUACAGAUAAGUAGUAGAAAAUGUUUUUUCUUAAUAAAUCUUACUGAAAAAACAAGUCAUGGCACAAAAUAGCACUGCUAUAAAUAUAAACGUCAAAAAAUAAGUACGUAGUAGGAAUCAAGAUACUAUAUUAUGUUAUAUUGACUAUGAGUGUGUAUUUGAUCAAUUUUAUUUAAUGGGUAUAAAAUAGGAAAUCAAACGGUCCACCUGACAAACGGUUUUGCUGUUGAGUUGGACCUCAUGUUGUUUGAAUUCAUGUAGAGUCAAUCCAGAUAUAUAAAUUCGUAAAUACUAAUCAUAUAUAAAUGUUAUGUACUUCGGGAUAUCAAUAUAGUACAUGUAAUAUAACCAUAAAACUGUUCGAGUAAUAUGUAUAUUCCAGUAGUGUUUAAAUAGAGUAAAUGCGGUCUUAAAUUAUAAAGUUACUUUGACUUUGGGAUACAUUAUGCUUUUGUAGUCCUACAACGAGUAUAAAACACUAAAAUACAGGGUUAGUGAUAUUUC
Ostrinia furnacalis (Asian corn borer) is the source of this 3297-nucleotide messenger RNA. RefSeq names its product TNF-receptor-associated factor-like (gene Traf-like). Gene Ontology annotation, molecular function: protein binding. The record is from RefSeq and is a predicted model, not a curated record. The transcript is spliced from 10 exons. Bases 567 to 2159 code for a protein of 530 amino acids. Lineage: Eukaryota; Metazoa; Arthropoda; Insecta; Lepidoptera; Crambidae.